CACAGUACUGUUAUAGUCAUUAUGACUGCAAUAUUAUUCAGAACAGUGGAAACGGUCAACCUGUGUAGACGUAUAUUUUUCGGUAGUUUUUCAAUUUUGUUCGUACAUUUUGGGUGUGUUGUGUAAUUCGGGUUCAUUCGAUUUGGUGUGAUAUUCUUAUUGCGGUCGUUAUUUCGGUGAUCAUACCGCAGUUGAAGAGAAUCUACCGCACGAAAAUGAACUAGCACAUUCUACAUUGAUCUACUUCAGUUGGAAAUUGUAAAAAAUUUUAGUCAAUAAAUUGUUUUUAUUCUAUAAACCAGUUGUACUGUAAUUGUAGAAAAGGCAAGAAGAAAAAACGAGAAAAAAAGAUUCCAUUGAACCAGCAUAGUGAAAUAAUUAGUUGAAGAAAAAAUAAAUUCAAAAAUGAUUUGUAAAGUGAAACAUGUAACAUUUGUAAUAUUGAAUCUGUGUGUUAUCUAUGCAAAUUCGCAUACAGCACAAAAGACCAAUAAUAAAGUUGACGAUUCAAAUCCAUUCCUCGAUAUUGCCACAUCAUUUUUGCAAGAAACCUUCGCCAAUCAACAAGGUGGUCGAGGCGGUGGCAACGGCAUCGGUGGCACUGGAAUCGCUGGCAUCGCACAAUUGAUUGGCAGUUUAGUUCAACAAGAUGGUUCCAAAUCGAAUGGCGGUGGUAUUGGUGCGGCUCAAAUUUUAACCGGACUCAGUCAAUUGAUGAAUGCCAAUGGUGGUGACAAUGGCGGCGGUGGAUCAGGAUUUGAUCCAUCGAUCAUUGGAAAUGUUAUUGAAAUGUUUACGGCAGCUGGUGACAAUUCGGACGAUGAUGACGAUCAACCGCAAGCAAAACGCCGAAAACGAUCAAAUAGUGGUCAAGAUGGUGGAAUCGGCAUUGAUACUAUUUUGAAUAUUGCGUCUGCAUUCAUGGGUAACACAAACAAUGUUGACAGUCAUGCUGAUAAAUCAAAUGAAGGCUUAAUGAGCCUAUUGCCAAUGGCCAUUCAAGCGAUUAACUCAUUUAAUGGGCCGGCGGGUGAAAAAGUUCAUGCAAAACACAAGGAUCAUCAAUGGGUUUUGCCACCAUUUUUGGAGCGAAUCCACGUUUUGUGGGACCAUUUCUCAAAUUCGGAACUUGCUGAAGCACUCUGGGAGAAAUCGGGUGUCAAUCAAAUAUUCAAAGGUUUCACGGGUCGUGAUGGCAAAUUAGACUAUGAUAAACUCUUCAAUUCACUACACAAUCAAGCAUUCCGACGAAGAUGGCUGAAAGCCACCACACUCUAUCUGUCCGAUUGGGUUAACUAUAUUGCUGAGCCAGAAGUGUACAAACGAUACUUUACCACCGCUCAACUGAUGAUUAAUGGAUUUUUAACAGCACAAGGAAUUCCACCGCAUGCACUGUUUGAUCCACAUCGUCCAAGCGAAAGUUUGGCCAAUUUAUUUGAUUUUAUUGCACGUGAACAUUUGCAUACGAAAAUAUCGACAAUCGUUUAUGUGAAACCAGCUGUGACAUACGUGAGGGAUUUGGUGAAAUUGGGAAAAGCCCGCGGUUUGCUACAGAAAUUCAAUGCAACGGAACUCAGUGACAAACUAACGGACACCGUUAAUCUUGAGGUUAUCGAACCAGUUUUGAAAGUUCAUCGUGCCUAUCGAUUUGCAUCUCGUUCACCACAAUGUGAUAAAUAUGUAUUGUGUGAAGUUAACUCACAUGAUCCCAAUGAAACACUCGGUUUGGCUGGUUUCAAAGCGGGCAUCACAAAAUUCAGUAGUAUGGCAGCCGCUUGGUUCAUUGGAAGCGAAACCGGCACGCCUUUCUGGACCCUAUUCAGCGUUAUUUCGGAUCCAUAUGAUUGCAAGCGACGCUAUCCAGUUGACUGUUCUGGUUUCCAUGAAGGCGAAGCGAAAGUAACAACAGAAUAUAUCCAUAAUGAACUAUAAGAUGAACACAAAUUUAACCCAAUAAAUCAAUAAAAAGAAUCCAUUUUAAUUAAAAA
Molecule: messenger RNA, 1988 nt
Organism: Sitodiplosis mosellana (orange wheat blossom midge)
Lineage: Eukaryota; Metazoa; Arthropoda; Insecta; Diptera; Cecidomyiidae
Exons: 5
Coding region: 406-1932 (508 amino acids)
Source: RefSeq, a predicted model, not a curated record